GUAACUUUGACAGAUAGUGAUUUUUACGAUUACAAAGUAUAACGGUUCGCAUCUUAGCGAAUAAAUUUAGAAUUUGUCAAGAAAAAAUAUUCAAUUUCUACAACUUUGGAAUGAGAUCGGAGUAGUAUAUACCUUUCAUUUCGCUAAGUUAUAUUAAAUUAAUCAUAAGACAUGGAAACUUUAUUGAUGAACAUAAAGAUUAGCUGACAGGAAUAUAUUAUUUUUGUUGUCUUGGAAGUCACCCCACCCACAACUAAGAAUGGUUCACAAGUACCAAUCCCCUGUGAGGGUUUACAAACACCCCUUUGAAAUCGUUAUGGCGGCAUAUGAAAAGAGGUUUCCGACAUGUAAAAUGAUCCCGGUAUUUCUGGGUAGUGAUAUCGUAUAGAAAAAUAUAAGAGUGAAGAUGGUUGCUAUACAUGAUGUAGAGAGACGAUGUAGGUUAAAUGUUGACGCUCCCUAUCUGUUGAAGAAGAUUGUUGGUGUUGAUCAUGUGAUAUUUAUACAAAAGAAUUGUCUCGAUAGACGAAACAGAACACUUAAAAUAUAUGCACGGAAUGAAAGCUUCUCAUCUCGUAUUGUUAUCAACGAAACCUGUACAUAUUCUGUGCAUGAGGAGAAUCCAGACUGGACAUGUUUUGAGCAGGAGGCUAGUCUAGAUAUUAAGUCUUUCUUUGGGUUUGAGAAUACAGUGGAGAAGAUUGCUAUGAAGCAAUACACACAUAACAUCAAAAAGGGGAAAGAAGUCAUAGAGUAUUAUAUAAAUGAGUUAAUAAAGGAAGGAGUGACUGAUCUACCACGUUGGAGGAGCUUGUUACCGUCCAGCCAGGCCCAGUCAGACCAGCAGUCUUCCCAGGAUAGUGGUGUGAGGUCAAGGUCAAACAGUGUAGUCAGCAAUACUAGUCAAAACAGUCAUAGUAGUCAGAGUAGCCUGAUAUUAGGUGCAACGGCCGCGUCCAUAACCACACCUGUAGAAGCAGAGCCAGUACAAUGUCAUGUUUUAGCAGAGACUUCGGGUAAACUUGACGCAGAUUAUAUAGAGAGAUUCCUCGGUCACCUGACACCUGUUGAAGAAUCUCAACUUGUACAACUCAGACAAAUUAUACAGAAAACUCACAAAGGAAAGAUACCUAAAGAUGCACACAUACUUCGUUUUCUACGUGCACGAGAUUUUAAUAUGGAGAAAGCACGGGAGAUGCUGGCUCAUUCCCUGGCUUGGCGUAAACUUCAUAAUAUUGAUCAUCUUCUACACACAUACAAACCUCCAGAUGUGUUAGAGAAAUAUUAUACAGGAGGCUGGCAUUAUUCUGAUAAAGAUGAUAGACCAUUGUAUGUACUCAGACUUGGGCUAAUGGAUGUUAAAGGCUUAAUGAAGUCAGUUGGGGAAGAAAAUUUGCUCAAACAUGUAUUAUGGGUAAAUGAAGAAGGUUUACAGAGAGCUAGUGAAGCAACAAAACAGAAAGGACAUCCUGUCAGUGCUUGUACCUGUAUAGUAGAUCUGGAGGGUUUAAGCAUGAGACAUUUAUGGAGACCUGGUAUCCGAGCAUUGCUGCGUAUCAUCGAAACCGUUGAGGCUAACUACCCUGAAACCAUGGGUCGAUUAUUGAUUGUCCGAGCACCUCGGGUAUUCCCGGUCUUGUGGACACUCAUUAGUCCAUUUAUUGAUGAGAAUACAAGUAAAAAGUUCAUGAUAUAUGGUGGAAAUGAUUAUCAAGGCCCUGGUGGUCUGGUGGACUUCAUAGACAAGAAAUAUAUUCCUGAUUUUCUUGGCGGAGAAUGCUACUGUGAUGUACCGGAGGGUGCUCUAGUACCUAAAUCUCUUUAUAAAGAAGAAUAUAUGGACAGAUCUCCUGAUGAACAACCUCUAAAUGUUGCCAACAGUCUUUAUCAGACAGCCCAUAUUAUAAAAGAUUAUCCUCACGAGGUAUUAAUUCAAGUUCCGCAGCGAGGCUGUGUAGUGACAUGGGAUUUUGACAUAUUGAAGGGAGAUGUGUCGUUUACCGUGUUACGAACAAAGCACACGUUGAGUAAAGAAGAACAUCAUAUUCAUCAUAUCAGUGGAUUACCUGUCAGUACUCAAAUCAUUGAUAAAAACAUGCAGGUUGGGAGAGAUAUGAGUAUAGUCGAACCACCUCAUAUAUGUAGGGACGGAGAUAGUGUUCAGGGGUCACAUGUAGCUAGUGAAUCAGGCACGUAUAUUCUACAAUGGAAAUAUUUUGACUCUACAAAAGCUUCCUUUGAAUUCUCCUUGACAACACACAAGUCAAAGGUCAUGUAUCACACAGAACUUCUACAGUCAGCAACUUUUAGAGGAUCCAUGGCAAGUCUACAGUCAAGUGCCAGUGGGUUUUCUUCUCUCAGUAUUGGGACAAAUCAGAGUUUACCGAUGGCAAGAAAACAUUGAUACAAGAUUGUAUCUUUGUGAUAGGGGAUGAAACUAACAGUAUACAAUGCAUAUCUUAGUCAAUUUAUAUAUACGGGGAACAUGUUUGUUACUAUUUAUUGUGGUGUGUAUAGGUGAAAAUGUAUGUGGAUUUAUGUCUGACUUUUGUUUGAAGAAUGUCCUAUUUGGUACAUAUUUAUGAUUGUCUUUUAUUUCAUUCUUUUAUUAAUAUAUCCUGUGCCAAUUAUCAUCCUGCAUGAAGUCCAGAAACACUUUUGAAAAACUAAUGAAAUACUGUUAAAAGCUAAUUCCAUACUCAUAAGUGUAAAUUUAUCUCCAUUGCUAAGUUUUUUAUCAUAAAUUCUUUAGCAUUGCCAUUAAUGAAAGUUGGUUUGAACCCAAGACUUUCCAAGUCCUGAUCUGUGUGUAAAUAUGGCCUGAAUAUCUUAUGACCUAAAAUUUAUUGCACAUAAGUUUGUCAGUUUUUUUUUUGUUUUGUUUUUUAUUAAAUGAUAAAUACAGGCUAUACUUGGCACUAAUCUUACUCAAUAAAUAGAGAGCAACUUAUCAUAGGGUUGUGAUGACUCAUCAAUAUACUCAGGUAUAAAAUAUGACAUGUCCCUCAAGUACAUUUUGUAUUAUACACACAGAGUUGAAGGUUUGAUUGAAGACAUUUUUUAUGCUCCUCUGGUCAAACUUUUAUGGUGCAUAUAGUUGCUGGUUUUUCUUUCUUCAAUUCUUCUGUCCCACACAAUAUUUUUCAAAGCACCUUCAAUUAUUGACUGAUAUUUAGUGUGUUCUUACCUACUAUAGAUCUCAAUCCUUAGAAAGGGUGUUGGAUCAAUGGGGUCAAGGUUAAUAGUUUUAUUGAAGCUAAAAAUGGAUUCGCCUAAUUUUCAACAUAAAGUAAGGCCAUGUCAUGAAAACAACUAUGUGUCCAUGGUAGUUAUAAACAAUAUUCUUGUAGAUUAGCUAACCAUCAGCCUUAACUUUUGAAUAAUACAAUUUUAAAAAGAAAAGUCUGGUUAUUUUCCUUAAUGUUCAAACAUUAAACAGAUUUAUAUUGAACAUGGUUAAGAAUUAAGCCUCUAUC
Ruditapes philippinarum (Manila clam) is the source of this 3476-nucleotide messenger RNA. RefSeq names its product SEC14-like protein 1. The transcript has 14 exons. Lineage: Eukaryota; Metazoa; Mollusca; Bivalvia; Venerida; Veneridae. Gene Ontology annotation, cellular component: cytoplasm. The record is from RefSeq and is a predicted model, not a curated record.